AUGUCCACCCCUAGUAGCAGCGAUCUGGUCAUCGCCGUUGUCGGCACUUGCGACUCGAAACUUCAAGAGCUGCUGCGCCUGCGCCAGCUCACCCUCGACGCGGGCGCGACUUCAGUCAUCCUCAUCGACGGCGGCCGCUUCCCGGUCUCCCACGAUGCCAUCACCGUCAGCCGCACCCGGACGCCGGGGUUCCUGAGCGACUCCCAGAUCGCACAGAUCGAUGACCCGUCCUCGGAUCGCAGUGGGGGUCUCAAGAUCAUGACUGAGGCCAUCACGUCUUACGUCAAGGGCUUGUUCUCGCGCGGGGAGAUCCACGGCAUCCUGAGUGCGGGCGGGAGCGGCGGCACAUCCCUCGCGGCACCAGUUAUGAGGGAGGCUCUACCCAUCGGGUUUCCCAAGCUCCUCGUGUCCACGGUGGCCAGUGGCGAUGUCGGUCCCGUGGUCGGCGAGGCCGAUGUUACCAUGAUGUACUCGGUCGUCGACAUUGCCGGCUCCAAUGAGCUGCUGGAGCGAAUCUUUGCCAACGCGGCCGGGGCCAUUGUCGGGAUGGCAAAGUCGUGGAAGGCCUCGUCACCCUCGUCGCCGCGGCAAGCUCAAGGCGCAGAGCAGCACAACACCAUUGAGCGACGCAGGAAACGCAUAGGCGUGACAAUGUUUGGCGUCACGACGCCGUGCGUGAACAAGGUCCGGGAGAUUCUCGAGGCCAGAUACGACCACGAAGUCUUUGUCUUUCACGCCACGGGCCACGGCGGCAAGGCCAUGGAGCGGCUUGUGGCCGAGGGCCGGCUUGACGCCGUGCUGGACCUGACCACGACGGAGGUCUGCGACGAGCUGUUUGGGGGCAACAUGUCCGCCGGGCCGCUCCGGCUCGAGGCCGCGGCGAAGCGCGGGAUUCCCUGCAUCGUGUCCGUUGGCGCAACAGACAUGGUCAACUUUGGACCGCGCGGGACGGUGCCGGAGAAGUACGCCAAGGCUGAGGCGGAUCGGUUGUUGUACGAGCACAAUGCUUACGUGACGCUGAUGCGCACGACGGCCGAGGAGUGCAAGGCGGUGGGAAGCUGGAUCGCAGCGAAGUUGAAGAGCCACUGUACCGAUCAGUCCAAGGUCAAAGUCAUCCUGCCCCUGGGUGGUGUCAGCUUGAUUGCGACCCCUGGCGGGCCAUUCGCAAAUCAGGAGGCCGACGAGGCGCUCGUUGCAGCCAUCAGAAAAGAUCUCCAGGGCACGGAGAUUGAGGUGAUUGAGCGCAAGGAGGAUAUCAAUCACGAGGCAUUCGCCGAAUGUGUCGUAAAGAUGUUGACUACCCUGCUCUGA
Molecule: messenger RNA, 1311 nt
Organism: Microdochium trichocladiopsis
Lineage: Eukaryota; Fungi; Ascomycota; Sordariomycetes; Xylariales; Microdochiaceae
Exons: 1
Coding region: 1-1311 (436 amino acids)
Source: RefSeq, a predicted model, not a curated record